CAACACCAACGGCGCACCAGCUUCCCUCCUUCCCCAGCUUUCCUUCCCCGUUUCUUCCCGGCCGUGACAUGCACGGCUUGACAUAGACGACCUCUGCCAGUCCUCUCCACCGAGAAUCCAACCCAACCCCCACACACAUAUAAAGCCGGGGCCUGCGCUGCGAUAUAUUGCAAGCGAGACACGCAGACCUUGCUACAUAGAGGAGGUCCGGGGUCCAAAUCGAACUGUAUAUGGCGCUGAGUGCUUACGCGAUGGAGAGCGCGGGUCUGGGUGUGCGGUACUUUGAGUGGCUCAGGCCGCGGUCACCGCGGGCAUCCUCGCCGUCAUCGAUGCCAUCCUCGCUCUCGUCGCCGUCGAGUGACUGCCUGGUGCCCGGUGAAGAUCAUCGAAGCACCAUGCUGUGUCUGCCGCUCCUCGGCAGGGUCGGGGCUGGGGAGGAGACGACGAGCGGCGGCACCCCUGUUGGCGCGCAGACAAGUCCUAUCAAAGAAGAGCUGAGCGGUAUUACGGAGGACGCCGGUGUUGACCUGAACAUCGGCUUGCCGGCCGGUGGCGGCUAUUGUUCUGAAGAAGAGGUGCCGCCCAUGGCCAUGUCCAUGGACGAGGACGAGGAGGAGGAGGAGGUCGAAACGGAGGAUGAAGAGAAGCCAAGGUACGAGAGGUUCAAGGUGGAAACAGGCGUGCAAGUUGAACAUAGUGAGAUUCUGGUGGAGUCAGUGGAGGGAUCAGACCGCGUAUCCAUAGGCCGCGAAGAGACCAGCGGCUGCCGCCACCGGCGGUUCUGGAUCCCGACGCCGGCGCAGAUACUCAUCGGCGCCGUGCAGUUCGUCUGCCACGUCUGCAGCAAGACCUUCAAUAGAUACAACAACAUGCAGAUGCACAUGUGGGGCCACGGGCGGGAGUACCGGAAGGGCCCGGAUUCGCUCAAGGGCGCGGCGGGGCAGUCGACCCACGCGGCGGCGCUGGCGCUGCUGCGGCUGCCGUGCUACUGCUGCGCGGCUGGGUGCCGGAACAACGUGGCCCACCCGCGGGCGCGGCCGCUCAAGGACUUCCGCACGCUGCAGACGCACUACCGGCGCAAGCACGGCGCCAAGCCCUUCGCCUGCCGCCGCUGCGCCAAGCCCUUCGCCGUCAAGGGCGACUGGCGCACGCACGAGAAGAACUGCGGCAAGCGCUGGUUCUGCGCCUGCGGCUCCGACUUCAAGCACAAGCGCUCCCUCAACGACCACGUCCGCUCCUUCGGCGGCGGCCACCGCCCCGUAGCCCCCGCCGACGCGGCGGCCGCGCCCGCGCCGACGCAGCAGCGCAGGGAGCGCAUCAUACGGUUCGACUAGUGCCACGGUGCCCGUGCGUGAGCUUGACAGAUCAAUUGACAGGGUUUAUUAAUUAAUUCUUGAUCGAACAUUAGCUAGUUUUGCGUACAUGCGAUUGGUAUAUGCUCCGUAGACGUGUAUGUACGUAGAAGGCUGGAACAAGGAGCACACAAACCCGUGUUUAUACAGUAAUAAGAUCAUAGAGGUUUGCGGUGUAGAUGAUAGCUAGGCUGUGAAGUAGCCGAAUUUUCUUCUGGAGGAGCUGCAGAUACAGGUAGCUUGCGAGGGAGAAAAUUUGUCAGCUUCACAGACCAAUAUUCUUCUGGCAGAUAUAUAGUAUGUAUCAAAUGUACAAGCAUGCAUGAUUUCAAAUUGUAUGUGAUUAAUUAGAUGGACUAUCAGUUGUUAAAAAAGUCUGACCAGUUGAUAAUUAUUUAGUGAUGGCGUGCCCCUUUUCUUGUUUUUCAUGAA
This is a messenger RNA of Aegilops tauschii subsp. strangulata, 1784 nucleotides long. Its product is annotated as zinc finger protein WIP3. Gene Ontology annotation, biological process: anatomical structure development; regulation of gene expression. The record is from RefSeq and is a predicted model, not a curated record. Gene Ontology annotation, molecular function: DNA-binding transcription factor activity. Gene Ontology annotation, cellular component: nucleus. Lineage: Eukaryota; Viridiplantae; Streptophyta; Magnoliopsida; Poales; Poaceae.